UACGAAAUAGAGCUACUUACGGACACUAAUCCAAAAUGGUACGAGUAGUCGAGUACCAGUAACCACCUUUGUUUAACAGUUGAUGCACUGUUUUGAUUUUUCUAUUUUCCAACGCACUAUUUGACCACUAAUUUUUUUUUUGUAGAUGGAUUUGUUCUUUGAGACGACAUGCUUCGAUGCUUAAUUGUUGUGAAUUGUAAAAACGUUAGGAGUUGAUUGAUUAAAAACGAAGAAGCCAAGAGCAAUUGAAGAUGAUAUGGAGUUCUUGCGAUUUUGGUCAAAUGGAGCAAAUAUUAAGGAACAAAGGGGUUACCAUCCAUGGAGUUCACCUUGUGGUUGUGAAGAUUCUUAAUUCAAAGUCGCAGAGGUAUACUGUUUUACUCCAAAAUUUUCGGGAUAAAUAUUAUAGUAGUGGAAAACUCUUGGUCUGAUAUCAAUAUUUGUGUGAUACAAAACCCAGGUUUAUAUGGUAUAUUUGAUUAUAAAAAAAAAAUACGGAUGUUUUGUUGCAAACAUUCUUCUGUUUGGCUUUGUUUCCUGUUUAAGUAUGCUGCAUUCUUCUUCCUGAGGAUGUGGAGUGCCCAUGGUGUACAUGUGUGAUAUAUAGCUGAACCUACUUGCUUCAAAUUAAAAUGGUUUCAACAGAAAUAGAAAGCUUUAUGUGUUUUUUGUCUUCAGUUGUGGUUGUUAAAGAAAUUUGUUUCCCAUUUAUUAUGGGCCAAAGUAUUUUAAAAGCUAAAGGGGGGUGUUUGAUUAGUGAGAAUAGAAAAUGGGAAUUGGAAAAACUAAUCCCAUAUAUAAUAAUACCCCAUGUUUGUUUGGUGGGAACGGGAUAAUUAUGUUAAUCUCUGCAGAUUUUCUUUUAUUUUUCUCUGAUGGGAUUAUUCUUUCAAGAGAUGCUUGUGGUCUGAUAAUGUUUUCUUCCUUGAGGUUUGGUACUACUGUGAAUUUUUUCCUCUGCGAAGUUAAAGUAAGUUUUCUAACCACUUGAUAUCGUUAUUUAUUUGUUCGGAACCAUUACUUAUCAGUUCUAAGGGUGCGUUUUGGUUCCCUGGACAUUGUAUAGUAGGAUCAUAUUUAACCAUCAGUGUGUAUGUUUAGAUCAUAUUUUCAUCAGUGUUCUUGUUAAAUUUGCUAUUUUACUCACCUUAAAUGACAGAAAAAUCAAUAUAAUAACCUUCGGUAGUUGUCAGAUUUGUUGUAUUUGGGGGAGGAAGUAGGUGUACCUUAUUUUAUUAAAGGACAUAAUCAUAAGUUUGAUACAAGACUUCAGGAUUAAAAAAAUAAUACUUAUGAAUAUGAAUCUAAUCCUUUGGUCUUUUUUUAAAAGAAAACAUAUAGACUGGACCAUAUGCUUUUCUCGAGGAGACUUUUUUUACACUUCUUACUGUCUUAAGUGAUCUUUAGAGAACAGAAGAGCACAUAAUACACUAAACAUAAAAUUUUAUAAGAUAUUGCAUGUCCCUUUCUGUUGUUUGAUCAAAGCUGGUCAAACUCUGAUAAAUUAGAAUUUUUUAUUUUGAUCACGGGUCAUUUGUUAAAUUAUUUGGUCGUAAUCUUCUCCAUGUUCUCACCAUUGCAUUUCCUAGAUAUUCACUAAUAGGGAGUCCUUCAUUUGCUUUAUCUUAGUUUAGUAUAUCUGGUAAAAAUGCGGAUACCUUUGUUAAUAUACUAGCCUUGGAUUAUAUAGACUGACAAGACAUUCUUUUCAACUGUAUGCAAUUAGAAACUAAUACUCUCAAAUAAUCAAAUAUAGUUGUAGUAUGGGGCUUCCCUCCAAACAUUUUCUCAUGGUUCUGUGUGCCACCUCUCUCUUCUGUUACUGUCUUCAGUCCUCCUUGGCUGGUUAUCACCUGGAGACUGAUCAUUUAGCAUUACUUGAAAUCAAAGCCAAAAUAACUGAUGAUCCUUUAGGUGUGAUGAGAUCAUGGAAUGACACUGCCUUCUUUUGCGAGUGGCAUGGGGUUACUUGUAGUCACCGGCAUAAAAGAGUGACUGGACUGGACCUCCAAUCGUCGAAGCUUACUGGUUCCCUUUCCUUACAUGUAGGAAAUUUAAGCUUUUUGAAGCAGUUGCAGCUCCAAAAUAACAGCUUUACAGGUUCAAUCCCUUCUGAAAUUGGUAAUUUGCAUAGAUUGCAGUAUUUCUCAUUUUCUGAUAAUUUAUUUCAAGGGGAAAUCCCUGAAAGUAUAUCUGGUUGCUCUAGCCUUGUUGUGUUGGAUGGCUCAAAUAACAGGUUGAAGGGUCGGAUUCCACCCGAGCUUGGUUCUCUGUCUAAACUUCAAAUUCUUCAAUUGUCAAUAAACAACCUGACAGGAACCAUUCCUCCGUCUCUGGGUAACACAUCUUCCCUACUUAAACUCUCCAUCGGUAGAAAUAAAUUGGUUGGGAAGCUCCCAAAAAACCUUGGCAGACUGAAAAAUCUUACCUUUCUCUCAUUCUUCUCAAAUAACUUAUCUGGUGUUGUUCCACUGUCUGUUUUUAAUCUCUCAUUCUUGACUACUCUAGAUUUGGGAGAGAAUCACUUUGAUGGGAGCCUUCCUUCAAAUGUAGGCAACAUGCUUCCGAAUCUCAGGUACUUCUCCAUACACAAUAACCAGUUUACUGGACUCAUUCCUUCUUCAAUAUCCAACGCCUCAAAGUUAGAAAUUCUUCAAAUUAGCUCCAAUAAACUUCAAGGGCAAGUUCCUUCUCUAGAGAAACUAGUUAUGCUUUCCGAGCUUUUGCUUUUUGACAACUUCCUUGGAUCUGGCCAAGUUGGUAGCUUAAACUUUGUUUCUUCCUUGGUCAAUGCCACCAACUUAAAUGUACUUGACUUAAGUCAAAAUUCUUUCAAAGGCAAUUUUCCUAGGAUUAUCUGCAGUUUCUCAAUGCUUACAACAUUUGUAAUAGAUAAUAAUAUGAUAGGUGGAGAAAUUCCAAGCUGUAUAGAAAACCUGGCAGACUUGCAGUUGUUUAACGUGUGGGGGAACCAACUCUCUGGUGUCAUUCCUCUGAGUAUAGGAAACCUCCAUUACCUAGAAGAAUUAGAUUUAAGUUUUAACCGGCUAUCAGGCUACAUACCAUCCUCAAUUGACCUAACUAAGCUUAGUGUCCUAAGCUUAUCUGCUAAUAGUUUUGAAGGCCACAUACCUCCCACUAUAGGGCACUGUAAAUACCUGCUAGCUUUGGAUCUUUCCUACAACAAUCUUACUGGCGGAAAACCUCCAGAGCUUUUUAAUCUUUUUGCACUAUCUACUGCACUAUAUCUGAAUGGUAACAAUCUAAGGGGGCCCCUCCCUUCUGAAGUUGGGAAACUGAGUAAUCUAGGCGCUUUAGAUGUCUCUGAAAACAUGUUGUCCGGUGAAAUACCAAGCACUCUUAGCUCUUGUGUAGUGUUAGAAUCCCUUUUUAUGGGGGGGAAAUGCUUUCCAAGGUGUUAUUCCUCCUACCUUGGAGACUCUGAAGGGUCUUCGUAAGUUGGAUUUGUCA
Chenopodium quinoa (quinoa) is the source of this 3471-nucleotide messenger RNA. Its product is annotated as putative receptor-like protein kinase At3g47110. The coding region runs from base 1764 to 3458 and encodes 564 amino acids. NCBI's taxonomy places the organism in Eukaryota, Viridiplantae, Streptophyta, Magnoliopsida, Caryophyllales, Amaranthaceae. The transcript has 2 exons. The record is from RefSeq and is a predicted model, not a curated record. Gene Ontology annotation, molecular function: protein binding.